Rotaria sp. Silwood2 is the source of this 1140-nucleotide messenger RNA. The record is from the annotation of a GenBank genome assembly. NCBI's taxonomy places the organism in Eukaryota, Metazoa, Rotifera, Eurotatoria, Philodinida, Philodinidae.
AUGUCGCACAAAAAUUAUGGUCCAUGUCUAGUAUGUGGUGAUAUCUCAGUGGGCAUUAAUUUUGGCGUACCAACAUGUAUGCUAUGUAAAGCUUUUUUUCGACGAAACGCAGUUAAACUUGGUACUCGUGAAUUUAUAUGCCGACAAGAUGGUGACUGUAUUAUAACAUAUACAUAUCGUCGUUCAUGUAAUUGUUGUCGUUUGGCAAAAUGUUUUCGUGUUGGAAUGAAAAAAUCAUUAAUUCUUUCUGAUGAGAAACGCGAAGCUCGAAAUAAACUUGUAGCAAUAAAUCGUCUAAAACAUGGUCAAAUACCUAAACCACAAUGGCUCAUAGGGGUGUGUAUUCAAUGCAAUCACCACGCAUCAUUACUUCGUAUGCCGUCAAGUUCAAUCGAAUGUCUUUCUUCAUUUGAUCAAGCUCUUGUUACUAAUGUGUUCAAUGCAUAUGAAAAUACUUGUAUGACAGGAAGAAACACUCGAUUUCAAUCUUAUCCUGUUAUUGAACAUAAAUCUAUACAUGGAUUCAUCAAUGAAAUCUCAAAUGUAUUUCAAACUUUUGUUCAUUAUUUAAAACUAAUACCUGGAUUUGAUAAUCUGAUAAUAAAUGAUAAAACACGAUUAAUGAGAAAUCAUUUUGGAACUAUACUCAAUAUUAAUGAACCUUAUAUGUAUUCUGUAACACCUUCUAAUCUUAUUUUAACAUAUACAAAUGUAUUUGGUCAUAACAUAACGAAACGUCUUAUGAAACGUAAUCAAAUUAUAGAACAAUUUAUUUAUGAUCCAACUAUAAUAAGAAUUGUUCUCAUUAUUCUUGUACUAUCCAGUAGCAAUCAUAGAAAUAUUAAUCAUAUUGAUAUGAACCUAAUAUGCGAUGAUUCAUUAUCUAUAUUCGAAGCUCAAAAUAUUUAUGUUGAAUUAUUAUGGAAAUAUAUUUUAUCACGUGUAGCAUAUGAACAAGAUGUAGCGAAAUUUUUUAAUAGAUUAAUGAUGUGCAUAUUAUAUGUACAAAACGUUGACAUGUGUAUAGAUAGUUAUAUUAGUAAUUUUAGAAACGAAAUAAGACAAAUGGAACCAAUGAUGCAAAAUAUGUGGUUAAAAACAGAUGAUGAAGAAGAUAAUAAUGAUGCGAGCAGCAUUUAA